Triticum dicoccoides is the source of this 1159-nucleotide messenger RNA. Its product is annotated as malonyl-coenzyme A:anthocyanin 3-O-glucoside-6''-O-malonyltransferase-like. The record is from RefSeq and is a predicted model, not a curated record. Lineage: Eukaryota; Viridiplantae; Streptophyta; Magnoliopsida; Poales; Poaceae. The transcript has a single exon. The annotation marks the transcript as partial.
CUCUGUCAGUCUUCCCACUCUCUCUGUCUCACGCUGGAUAAGAUAUCAUAGAGACACAGCAGACGUGGCGAGGGCCCGUUCUGGUUAAUUUGUCACCACCCGAUAAUCAAUCAAUCGAUCCCCACAGCUGAUCUGCUCUGCUCUCCUCCGAGCGCGUGAAGGAGCCAUGGACCCUCUGCCUUCUCCGCCGCAGCUCAGUGUCCUGGAGAGCGCCGUCGUAGCGCCCCCGCCGGCGCCGGAGACCUCCCUCCCCCUUACCUUCUUCGACGUCUACUGGCUCAACUCCCCGCCGGUGGAACGCGUCUUCCUCUACCGCCUCACCCCCGACACCACCGGCAACGACCUUGUCCCAUCCGCCAUCAUCUCCAGCCUCAGGUCCUCGCUCUCCCAAGCCCUCCGUGCCUACUUCCCGCUGGCCGGCCGCCUCCGCCUCACGCCCGGCACGGCCGACCGCUACGAGCUCCACUACCAGCCCGGCGACGGCGUCGCCUUCACCGUCGCCGGGUACGCCGUCGACGUCGACGAGCUGGCCGCCGACGGGCCGAGGGAGGUCGCCAGGAUCUUGUCGCUCGUGCCGCCUCUCUCGACGGGGGUUGGCCCGGUGCUCGCCCUGCAGGCCACCGUGCUCCGCGGCGGCCUCGCCAUCGGCAUCUCCCUCCACCAUGCCGCCUGCGAUGGCGCCUCCUCCACGCGCUUCCUCCACACCUGGGCCGCCGCAAGCAGCGGCGCCGCCGCGCCUCCUCCCCCUGUGGUCGACAGAAGCCUCGUUACCAAGGACCCCAGUUUCAGCCACAUCUACGACAUCUACGUCGGAGAUCUCACGAGCACCGAGGAGAUGGAGUACGUCGAGAUGUCCAGCGACAAGCUGCUCGCCACCUUCACGCUCUCCAGGGAGGACAUCCAGCGCGUUAAGGACGUCGUCUUCUCCGCGGCCGGUGACGCGGGCGCGCCGCCGCCGCGAUGCUCCUCGCUCGUCGCCACCUUCGGCUUCAUCUGGUCCUGCUACCAGCGCGCUAAAGACGACGCCGAAGCAAGCAGCGGCGACCCGACCUACAUCCUCUUCUCCGUCGACCACCGCUCGCGGAUAAAGCCUGAUCCCGUCCCGGACGAGUACCUCGGCAACUGCAUCGGCGCCGCCCAGCACGCCGCGCCCAAGAAC